GCGGAGCCUCGUGUUGGUUGGGUCUGCUCCCUGCCUCUACCCGGACUCAGUAACACAACUCCCACAACAAUUUCUGUCGCUUUUUUACGCAUUGUAUGGAGCGUCCAUCAUAUACUUAACCCAUUUACGGAACCGGAACCGGGAUGGCAGCCGGAUUCGGUCCGGUAUGAGGGUGGGAAUGAAUCGGCUCAAGGAUAAAUGGUUAUAAACAAUUAUUUAUAUUCAAUGCUAGCUUUUGAUUGUGACUGACUCGCCGAGAGAGGGAGAGAGAGGUGGGGUGGGGGGGUAUAUCAUGGCCGCUCAGGUCGCCAGCGCCGCCACUCUUAACACUAGCCCGCCUUCCGAACUUAAAAAGCCGGAUCGAGACCCCAAGGAGGAUUCGGUACCGGGAGAUAAGCAGUCAGACAAAAAGCAGCCGGGCUUGGGCAGCGGAUCGCCGGGCCGGGGGGAUCUGCAGGACGGGGCCGACGGUGGAAAUGCAGGGGGAGGAGGGGAACCUGAGAUGAAGAACGGGAAUGGGAACCCGCCCAGGGCUAACAAUAAUAACCAGAAUGACUCUGUCGGACCGGAGGGAAAUAACCAUCCCGGUUUGGUGCAUCAUCACGGCACCGCGUUUCCUCCUCCUUCGUACGGAUAUAGUCAGCACUACGGUCGGGCCCCUUUUCAUCAACAUGGCGGACAACAAAGCCCUGGCAUGGCAGCUGCUGCGGGUCCGGUCGUUCAGUCGAGCAACAUGAUGGAGCCGUAUCAACCUAAUUCACACGAGCAUGGCUUUUCCAACCACCAGUUUAACAAUUAUAACCAGUUUCCGAACAGAACUCCCUAUCCGGGCCAAGCGUACGGUAUGAACUCCCCUCGCAGUACCCAGGCGCCGACAGCUGGGGGGCAGCCAGCUAACGUUAAGCAGCAGCCACCCGCGGGAGGACCAACACCAACAGCAAUGGCUGGAACUUACAGUAAUCAGAGAUAUAACAUUGGGAACCCUCAACCGACAUCCACACCGACACUCAACAAGCUCCUGACCUCCCCCAGCUCUACGCGGGGUUAUCCAAACUACCCGUCUAACGACUACAGCAGCCAGGAGGGCGCUACUAAGGGACCAGCAGACAUGGCCAGCAGCGGGCUGUACGGAGGGAGCAACCCGGGCUGGCAACAAAGAAGCCUUCACCCGUCGCCUAUGAGCCCGGGAAGUGCAGGGCAGCCGCUCGCUAGAAGCCAGCCACCUGGUCCUAUUGACCCAAUGGGGAAAAUGAGAGGUCAACCAUAUGGAGCAGGCAGUCCAUACAGUCAGCAGUCACAGCAAGGGCCUCCCACAGGUCCACAACAGGGGCCAGGUUACCCUGGUCAGGGUUAUGGCCCUCCAGGUCCUCAAAGAUUUCCAGUGGGAAUGCAAGGACGUUCACCUGGAGCCAUGGGUAGCGUGCCGUAUGGUCCUCAGAUGGGAUCUUAUGGACAGCAGGGACCAGGAGGCUAUGGCUCUCAGGGCCAGGCACCGUAUUACAACCAGCCCGGCCAGGCUCCUCACCCGAGCCAGCAGCAGACCCCUUACUCCCAGACCCCACCAGGACAACCGGGGGGCCAGGCGCCUUACCCAGGGCAAACCCACCCUGCACCGACUUCUGCUUCACACACCCAGGGAGGACAACCUUAUCAGCAGCCCCCACAAUCCCAGGGGCCGCUGCCAGGCCCGUCCCAAGGGCCUACACAGUCUCAGCCACCUUAUUCCCAAUCCUCAGCCCCACAAUCUGGCCAGUCUCUCUACGCCCAGCAGCAGGGUCCUCCCAGUCAGGCCCCACAGCAGCCAAGUUCCCAGGAACCCCCAGGAUCACAGGGCCAGUCCAACUACCCAGGGUCCACACAGGGGCCUCAGCAGCCCCCCUCGCAGCCCCAGCCACAGCCCCAGCCACAGCCCCAGCCACAGCCCCAGCCCCAGCCCCAGCCCCAGCCUCCACAGCAGCCACCAGGACACAGCCAACACCCACAGGGCCAGCCUGCAGCGUACUCACAGAACCCUCAGCAGCAGCAGCAGCAGCAGCAGCAGCAGCAGCAGCAGCAGCAGCAGCAGCAGCAGCAGCAGCAGCAACAACAACAACAACAACAACAACAACAACAACAACAACAACAACAACAACAACAACAACAGCAGCAGCAGCAGCAGCAGCAGCAGCAAGCACAACAGUCACCUUAUCAGCGGUUUCCUCCUCCACCACAGCAGGAGGUAUCGCAGGACUCAUUUCAGUCCAACGCCCCUCCAUCCACUCAGCCUAAAUCUGGCCCAGAGGACAGUCAAGGCCGCCCCUCCAGCCUUCCGGACCUGUCGGGGUCCAUCGAUGACCUGCCUACAGGUGCAGAGAGCGCCCUGAGCCCCGGUGUGAGCACGUCAGGUGUGUCGAGCAGCCAGGGCGAGCAGAGUAACCAGGCUCAGUCGCCCUUCUCUCCUCAUACGUCUCCCCACCUGCCAGGCAUCCGAGGGCCUUCACCUUCACCAGCUGGCUCCCCUGCCGGUGCCAGCACGCCCCGCACAGGACCGCUGUCACCUGCCAACAUGCCAGGGACCCAGAUGCCUCCCAGGCCAUCGAGUGUCCAUUCAGAUGGGAGUCUACAUCCUGCAAUGAGCCAGUCUCCCAUGGCGCAGGACAGAGGGUUUAUGCAGAGAAACCCUCAGAUGCCCCCUUAUGGCUCCCCCCAGUCAGCCUCUGCACUGUCCCCGCGACAGUCCUCAGGGGGACAGAUGCAUCCUGGGAUAGGCCCAUAUCAGCAGAACAACUCCAUGGGUGGUUAUGGACAGCAGGGGGGACAAUAUGGCCCACAAGGUUAUCCACGGCAACCUGGCUAUGGAAACAUGCCCAACGCAAACUACACUGGUCCGGGCAUGGGCCCAAUGAAUGCCAUGGCAGGACAGGGUGGGGGACCGCCGUAUGCCGGCAUGCCCCCCGGAAGGAUGCCUCCUCAUCAAAUGGGGCCACGUCCCUAUGGCCCAAACAUGGGUCCAAACAUGGCCCCCAACAUGGCCCCCAACAUGGCCCCCAACAUGGCCCCCAACAUGGCACCCAACAUGGGUCCCAACAUGGGCCCUAACAUGGGCAACAUGCCACCCCAGGUAGGCUCAGGCAUGUGUCCUCCUCCAGGCAUGAACAGAAAGCCCCAGGACCCCUCUGCCAUGCAGCAUCCUGCCACCAACUCCAUGCACAACAGGAUGCCUGGAUACCCCAGCAUGUCUCCAGGAAUGAUGGGCUCCGGCCCACCCUAUGGCCCUCCUAUGAACAACAUGCCUGGAAUGAUGAACCCUCAAGGUGGAUCACCUUAUCCCAUGGGGCCGAACAUGGCCAAUAACUCAAGUGGCAUGGCCCCCAGUCCAGAAAUGAACAAUAAGAUGAAUAAUAAAGUAGAUGGGGGUGCAACACCCAAGCCGGAGCCCAAAUCCAAGAAGUCCAACUCUUCGACCACUACCAAUGAGAAGAUAACCCGUCUGUAUGAGUUAGGACCGGAGCCGGAGAGAAAGAUAUGGGUGGACCGAUAUUUGGCUUUUGUGGAAGAAAAAGCCAUGCCGAUGACCAACCUGCCCGCUGUGGGCCGCAAACCCCUUGAUCUCUUCCGACUGUAUAUGUCAGUCAAAGAGAUCGGAAGCAUGGCACAGGUGAGUAAGAAUAAGAAAUGGCGCGAUCUGGCCACAUCCUUGAAUGUGGGUACAUCCAGCAGUGCUGCCAGUUCUUUGAAGAAACAGUACGUCCAGUGUCUGUACGCCUUUGAGUGCAAAAUUGAGCGAGGCGAGGACCCUCCUCCUGAGAUUGUGACAGACAACAAAAAGAACCAAGCUGCUAAGGUCCAGCCACCCUCUCCAGCUGGGUCAGGCUCUCUGCAGGGUCCACAGACACCCCAGUCCACCAGCAGCUCCAUGGCUGAGGGGGGGGACCUUAAACCUCCCACCCCAGCCUCCACUCCUCACACCCAGAUGCCCCCAAUGACACCCGGGUCCAGGAGCAGCGUUAACCUGCAGGACCCCUUCUCUGAAGGAAGCGACCCUGCUUUCCCCAGGAAAAACCUGACGCCCAACUCUGCCUAUCAGUCCGGCAUGAACCCGGCGGACGUUCAGGGGCGCAUGGGCUCCUUCGAACCCAACAAGGACCCCUUUGGUAACAUGCGCAAAGUCGGGGAACACUUCCUACCAGCUAACCCAGGCCCUAACAGCGGGGUGGGUGACCAUCAGCAGCAGCAACCGCCACAACCACAGCAGCAGCAACAUCAGCCUCCAUUCAACAGAGGACUGCCUGGGGCCAUAGGCACGAUGCCCAUGGGGCCCAGACAGCAGUAUCCCUAUGGACCAGGCUACGACAGGAGAUCGGAGCCGGGAAUGGGCCCAGAGGGCAACAUGGGAUCCGGGGCUCCUCAGCCAAACCCUAUGAUGCCUGCCAAUGCCGACGCAGGGAUGUAUUCGCCAAAUCGCUUCCCACCACAGCAGCCACGGCAUGAUUCCUAUGGUAAUCAGUAUGCUGGACAGGGAACGCCCCCUGGAGGCUCCUACCAAAAUCAGCAGCCUGGAAUGUACCCACAACAACAGGGUUACAAGCGUCCUGUGGAAGGGGGUUAUCCUCCAUCAAAACGUCAUGAGGCGGAGUACAGUGGGCCCUUCCAUGGCGGACAACAACCUCCGCAACAGCAGCAGCAGCAGCAGCAGCAGCAGCCAGGAGGGGCCCCUGCACCCUCUUCAGGACAGCAAGAGUCGUACAAUCAGUACAGCGGCAGCGGGCCCUACCCCGGCCCUGAUCGGCGUCCACCUGGCCCAAGCAAUCAGUUCCCAUUCCCAUUUGGCCGUGAACGUAUGCAGGGUUCGACGGGGCCCAACGCUCAGCCCAACAUGCCCCCUCAGAUGAUGCAGCCAGGCCCCGAGGGUCCUCAGGGAGGUAUGUGGCAGGGGCCGCGAGACAUGAACUAUCAGAACUACCCCGGUCGGCAGGGCGGCCCACCCCAGGGACCCGGUUACCCUGGCAUGAACCGCUCGGAGGAGAUGAUGUCGUCAGAGCAGCGCAUGAAUCACGAUGGCCAGUGGGGGGGUCAGAUGGGCCCUCGGCAGCCUUCUUAUGGUCCAGCCGGGCCCGGCCAGCCAAUGCCUCGCCCGGUACAGUCCACCUACCAGUCCCUUCAGGGGGUGCAGAACCACAUUCCACAGGUGUCCAGCCCCGCCUCCAUGCCCCGCCCCAUGGAUAGCAGGACAUCACCGAGUAAAUCUCCCUAUAUGCACGGAGUCAUGAAGAUGCAGAAGGCCGGCCCUCCAGUGCCUGCGUCUCACAUAGUGCCCCCUCCGGUGCAGUCGCCCCUAAUAAGGCGAGACAUGCCUUUCCCCCCGGGGUCUAUAGAAGCCUCCCAUCCAAUCCUGAAACCACGGCGAAGACUCACCGUAAAAGAUAUUGGAACCCCGGAGGCCUGGAGAGUCAUGAUGUCUCUAAAGUCUGGUUUGUUGGCUGAAAGUACGUGGGCCUUAGACACCAUCAACAUCCUCCUGUAUGAUGACAACAGUAUUUCCACCUUUGAGCUCAAUACGUUACCCGGCCUGCUGGAGUUGGUGGUUGAGUAUUUCAGACGCUGCCUCAUCGAAGUCUUUGGCAUUCUGCGGGAGUACGAGGUGGGAGACCCUGGCCAGAGGACACUACUUGAUCCUGAUGCCUUGAAACGAGACUGGGACAAAGAAGGAGAAGAGCUUCGAGCUGAGGAUAUGGAACAAGAGGACGGAGACGAGGACGAAGAUGAAGAGGAGGAACAAGAAACGGAGGCUCCAGUGCGUGUGAAAGAAGAGGAAGAGCAGUGCUCUGAGUCUCAGGCUCAAGGGGAGAAGACAGAAGAUGAGGACAGGAAGAACAAGGGUUCCUCCUCUGACCAGACGGGCUCAUCGCAGUCCUUAGCUGCCCAUGAAAGACCUCAACAGGCCAGCAAGUUUGACAAGUUCCCUCUAAAGGUGAUACGAAAGAAGGACCCAUAUCCAGCUAAUAAUAAUCACGGCAAAAUGCAAGAGUUUGACAGCGGGUUAAUUCAUUGGAGUGCUGGCGGGGGAGACUCAACAGAGCACAUCCAGACUCACUUUGAGCCACGCAAAGACUUCUUGGAACCACGACAACGAAUAUGUGUGCCCUCAAAGUUGCUGAAGCAACGCGUCCCAGAAGUUUACCUGGAAAAUAGUUUGCUAACUGAUGAAGAGGAAAGGAAGAACCAGGACGAAGAAGAAAGGUCAAAAGAGACUUCUUCCUCUGAGAAAGCUGCGGAGGCAGAGAAGACCAGCCCCUCUCUGGACAAUGAGGAGGAGAGAAAAAACGAUUCUGAGACAAAAACAGUGGAGAAAGUUGAUCACCAGGAGAAUAAUCGACCCAUUCCUUCCCUUGACAUUCUCUUCACCCCGAGGGCAAAGCAGACUGGCAUCAUCCUGGAAGAUGAGCCUCACAGUAAAGACGAGGGGCCACUCAUCGCACUGGCUAACUGGCAGGACUCUUUAGCCCGCCGCUGCAUUUGUAUCUCCAACAUUGUCCGGAGCCUCUCCUUUGUGCCAGGCAACGACCACGAGAUGUCCAAACAUCCUGGGCUGCUGCUGAUGCUGGGCCGCCUGAUCCUGCUCCAUCACAGGCACCCUGAGCGCAAACAAGCACCGCUCACCUACGAGAAAGAUGAGGAUUCAGAAGAGGGCUUGGGCCAAAGGGAUGAAUGGUGGUGGGACUGCUUGGAGCUCCUGAGGGAGAACACACUGGUCACUUUGGCAAACAUCUCAGGCCAACUAGACCUCUCAAUCUACCCCGAGAGCAUCUGCCUGCCUCUGUUGGAUGGUCUUCUCCACUGGGCUGUUUGCCCAUCGGCAGAGGCCCAGGACCCCUUCCCCUCCCUGGGCCCCCACAGUGCUUUGUCACCUCAGAGACUGGUGCUGGAAACACUUAGCAAACUAAGCAUCCAAGACAACAAUGUGGACCUCAUCCUGGCCACUCCGCCAUUCAGUCGGUUGGAGAAGCUAUACGGGAGCCUGGUGCGGCUAAUCGGAGACAGGAAGGUUGCCGUCUGCAGGGAGAUGGCCGUGGUCCUAUUGGCCAACCUAGCCCAGGGUGAUACCGUCGCAGCUCGAGCAAUCGCGGUGCAGAAAGGCAGCGUGGGGAACUUGCUGGGCUUCCUGGAGGACAGUCUGGCCGCCACGCAGCUCCAGCAGAGCCAGAGCUCUCUGCUACACCUACAGGGAAUGCACUUCGAGCCCACAAGUCCAGACAUGAUGCGGCGGGCUGCCCGGGCGCUGCACGCCUUAGCCAAGGUGGAGGAUAACCACUCAGAGUUCACACUACAAGAGUCCCGACUCCUCGACCUUUCAGUGUCUCCCCUUAUGAACUCACUGGUUUCUCAUGUUAUCUGUGAUGUACUCUUUUUGGUGGGCCAGUCAUGACAGCUGUAGGGAGCCUUGGCUCCACAUUUUGGGGGGUUUUAUCCCCAAUCCCCUCUUCCCUGGAAACCUGGCUUGUGUGUGUUAACAGGGCAAGGAAAGUUCAAGUGACUGUCUUUAAUUUAUGAAAUCCUUCAGACUCCAUUCUCUGAGCCCUCCGCAGGCCGUCCUUGCUCGAGGAGGGCUAUCACAGAGCUGUGUGGGAUUACAAAACCGGAGAGAUGCCCACAAAGUGACACUACUUGCAACAGGAAUGCCAACUGGAUGACAUGGAGCAGAGCACAGCGGUUGGGAGACUGUUCUGCACUUGGGGGGAAAAGUACUUUUUAAUAAAGAUGAAUAAAUAAAUAAAUAGCUGAAAAACAAAAACUGUAACCAAAGUUGCUGUCUCGUUUACAGUGAGUUUGGAAGACACAGCGUGCCCUAGCUCUCCCCUCGAGGGCACAAUGAGUCUGUAACUGGUUGACUUUCAGAGGUGAAACAGACUGACAAGUGGCCUACUGGUUAUAGUUGCUGUAGUUGGAUUUUCACCAGUCAGCCCGACAGUAGACUAAGUGCUGUCAAUAGACACCUUCACCGGGGAGGCCUGUGCAGUGUGCAGUAGAUUGUAGGACAUUUUCUGUACCGUACUGCUCUUGAGUGUAAGCAUUCUGUAUCACACGUUUCACAAAGAAGCAGAAGAUGCAGCUCUUCUACAGUUUUUGAGGUCAUUUUUAGUUUGGUGUUAAACAGAAAAUGGCUUUCUUCCCCAAAGUAUCAAGAACCUACAACACCCUUACCUCCUCUUAUCCCUUGAUUGUAUGAAUACCCUUAUGAAAAGAAAUCACCUCUUAGGACUGGUUUUCAACUUCAAAUACAGCUUUGCUGUGGUGUAUAUAUAAUGUUGUACAUUACACUUCCUUUCUCUGUGUCUGUCUCUGUCUGUGUCACUAUUCUCACUCUUGUUAUUGGUGAGGGAUUGAGGCUGACAUGUGAGUGUGGUCUGUGAUCUCCAGUCCCCACCGAUUAGACCCACACCUCCGGUCUCUCCACAGCUCCGUAGUAUGGCAGACACGGCUAAAACUUGUUAUCUCCUGGUACAACAAAAAUAAACUAGAUGAAGUACACAUUUGACAAUUUUUCUUCAGUCAUGGAUUCUGCAUAUUUGUAUUUCAGACUAUGUAGCUAAGACAACAUGUAAAUUCCUCCCUUUCCCUUUUUUGGCUCAAUGAAUAUCAUUUAUUCAGUAUGAAAUCUUUAUACUAUAUGUUCCACGUGGUAAGAAUAAAUGUACAUUAAAUCUU
Messenger RNA from Notothenia coriiceps (black rockcod), 8685 nucleotides. It is a transcript of the gene arid1aa, whose product is annotated as AT-rich interaction domain 1Aa. Gene Ontology annotation, biological process: chromatin remodeling; positive regulation of DNA-templated transcription; regulation of transcription by RNA polymerase II. Gene Ontology annotation, molecular function: nucleosome binding; DNA binding. Bases 293 to 7405 code for a protein of 2370 amino acids. The transcript has 20 exons. Gene Ontology annotation, cellular component: SWI/SNF complex; brahma complex; nBAF complex. The record is from RefSeq and is a predicted model, not a curated record. Lineage: Eukaryota; Metazoa; Chordata; Actinopteri; Perciformes; Nototheniidae.